Lottia gigantea (owl limpet) is the source of this 2538-nucleotide messenger RNA. RefSeq lists its product as hypothetical. The record is from RefSeq and is a predicted model, not a curated record. Gene Ontology annotation, molecular function: scavenger receptor activity. NCBI's taxonomy places the organism in Eukaryota, Metazoa, Mollusca, Gastropoda, Lottiidae. Bases 1 to 2538 code for a protein of 845 amino acids. The transcript has 5 exons.
AUGAAGUGUAGAGCGUAUAUUGGCGUCACCUAUGUCCGUGUUAAAUGUAAAGAUGGUUAUUACAGUAGGCCUACUGAUACAACCUGUAGAGAAUGUAAUUGUAAUGGUGAGAAAUGUAAUAGUCAAACUGGAGAUUGUGGUGGGUGUAGUGAAAAUUGUAUAGACCAGAAAUGCGACGAAUUAGAUAGAUGUACUAUAGGAUGUAAAGAGGGGUUUUAUGGAGAAUUUUGUCAACAACCCUGUAAUAGUAAUUGUAAUGGUAAUAAAUGUGAUGGUAAUGGUUAUUGUAAUGAUGGUUGUAUUCCUGGUUUUCAUGGUGAAAUGUGUGAUCGAAGAUGUCCAGUAAACUGUAGAGAUAGUAAAUGUUAUAUCAAUGGAACAUGUAUAGGGUAUAAUACAGGAUACUAUGGUGAUAUAUGUGGUAAAUCUUGUAAAGGAUGUAUCAAUGAUCAAUGUGAUACCAGUAAUGGUGACUGUAUUUAUGAUGGUUGUAAAGAAGGAUACUGGGGAGAUGAUAAAAGAUGUAAUACACCUUGUUCUACUACAUGUUUAAAAAGUAAAUGUAAUAAUAAUAAUGGUGAUUGUAAUGAAGGAUGUGUGACAGGGUAUUAUAGCUCUAAUUGUAAUAGUAGAUGUAAUGGAAGAUGUCGAAAUGGAUGUAAUCAAGAUAAAGGACAUUGUACAAGUUGUGUAGAAAGACAGUAUGGUAAGAAAUGUGGUAAAUCCUGUUGUUUUAGAGGAUGUGACCAAACUAGUGGUAUUUGUAAUCACUGUAUGGUAGGAUAUUAUGGUGAUUACUGUAAUAUUACAUGUAGUGAAGGCUGUACAACAAGAGAAUGUAAUCAAGAUGGAAGCUGUACAUGUAAUAAUAUGUAUCAUGGUGCACGGUGUACAGAUAGAUGUAGUAGUAACUGUUUAGAUGGAAGAUGUGAUGUUUCACAAUCUGGACUAACUUGUACCACUGGUUGUAUAGAUGGUUAUAAAGGUAAUUACUGUCAGGAUACCUGUCUAUAUAACUGUAUUAGUUGUAAUAAUAAUCAAUGUACAAGUUGUAAGACAGGAUGGUAUGGUAAUCAAUGUCAAACUAAGUGUAAUAGUAAUUGUAUCAAUAAAUGUAAUCAAGAUACAGGAAGAUGUGAUGAAUGUAAAGUAGGAACAUUUGGUGAUACAUGUAGUAAAGUUUGUAGUACUGGAUGUGUAUCAAAUGGUUGUAUUGAGGGUAAAUAUGGUAGUCAAUGUAAUAUGAUCUGUAAUAGUAAUUGUAAUGGUGGAUGUGAUAAACAGAAUGGUAGAUGUAUCAACUGUAAAACUGGAUAUUAUGGAGAAUCAUGUGAUGAUCAUUGUAACCAGAAUUGUAACCAGUGUAGACGAUCUGAUGGAUUUUGUGAAUCGUGUAUUGAAGGUUACUAUGGUAACAAUUGUAAUCAAAUCUGCAGUAAAAAUUGUAAAUGUAAUAAGAUUUCUGGUAAAUGUAAUAAGAUUUCUGGUAAAUGUAAUAAAUGUUUAAAUGGUUUCUAUGGUGAUAACUGUAAUAAGAACUGUAGUAAGAAUUGUAAUGGUGGUUGCAAUCAGUCAUGGGGAAUAUGUACUGACUGUGUUCUGGGGUUUUAUGGUAGCCGAUGUGAAGACCAAUGUAAUCUGAACUGUGAAGGAGGAUGUUUUAUGUAUAAUGGUAACUGUAAACAGUGUAAGACAGGAUAUUAUAGUAAUACAUGCGAUAAAAACUGUAGUAUAAAUUGUGAAGGUGGUUGUAGUCAAAGUACUGGUGACUGUAAGAAUUGUAUUGAUGGUUUCUAUGGUAAACAAUGCCACUGGAAUUGUUCUAAAGGCUGUCUGAAUUCUGUAUGUUCAAGAGAUGGUAGUAGAUGUUCAGAUGGGUGUGUUGAAGGAAAGAGAGGUAAAACAUGUUCAGUUGAUUGUAAACAAAACUGUAGAUCAUGUGAUCAGUUUAGUUAUUAUACAUGUAAAGAAUGUAACGACGGUUGGUAUGAAUCAGAUUGUAAUAAAAGAUGUCCUUUAAACUGUAUCAAAUGUAAUCAACAAACUGGUGAUUGUUUAGGAUGCAAAAGUGGUAAACAUGGCGAUUUAUGUCAAAAUAACUGUAGCUAUAACUGUAAACAACCAGAGAGUGGUAAUGAUACUGAUAUUUGUGAACAGAAAACAGGAAGAUGUACUGAAGGAUGUCAGGCUGGAUAUCAAGGAAAUAACUGUACUGAAGUUUUAGAAUCCACAUCGCCUUUCCAGACUAAAGAGAAAGUAUACUUCAUAACAACUAUUGGUAUAUUGAGUUGUAUUAAUAUAAUAUUGAUAGCAGACAACGUAUGUCGCUGUAUUUAUUACAGAAAAUCCACUCUUAAGAAGACUGUAAAUAUUGAAACCACUGGUCAAGAAUCAUCUUACAUUAAUCAAGAUUAUAAUCCAGAGGAAGCUAAUGUGUAUUAUGAGAUACUGGAUAACAGAGCACCACAACCGGAGUAUGAAGCAUUGCACUCAGAUGAAAUGAAUGUACAACCCAUGACCGAUGAAAGUAACAUUUAG